Messenger RNA from Dibothriocephalus latus, 438 nucleotides. Lineage: Eukaryota; Metazoa; Platyhelminthes; Cestoda; Diphyllobothriidea; Diphyllobothriidae. The record is from the annotation of a GenBank genome assembly.
AUGCGUGAGCUGCUCCGAGCCUUCUUCCUCAUCAAGGAUCCAUCGCAGAUCAUGCCCGCCUGCUUACUGACCGCGGGUCUUCUCUUGCUUACCCUUUGCGCUACAACGCUGAAACACUCAUUAUGGUGGCACAGCGCAUGUGCUGGUAUUCGCCUGAGACUGGCCAUGUCAGGCCUCAUCUUCGAUAAGAUGCUUACCUUGAAUCAGAAAGCCAUGGGGACCGCAUGUCUGGGCAACAUAAUUACUCUUAUCUCCGUCGAUGCCCAGAAGCUGGAAGGCGUAAGUUGCGUUUCGCCGAUUAUUUUGUUUUCGUAUAUCCCUGCCGUAAAUGUAAAUAGCUCUCCAGGUUUUCAAUGGAGGGAGCCCAUGGAGCACGAAAGCAACUUGGUUUUUCCAUCUUUUUCGGCCACUUUUCGUCAAAGUCUAGGCAGACUGUGA